GACUUGUCAUAUACCUUUCCAAUUCCAACCAUGCACCUCACCACAGCCCUUCUAGCCCUUGCCGGCGCCGCUUUGGCUCAGAACUCAUCUACAGACCCAUCACUGUGUGAUAAAUACACAACAGCCCUCUUCAAAGAGAACAAUGCCACGAACCAGGCCACCCUCAUCACUCUGCUAGUCAAUACCGCCGUCAUUGGCAACUACACUACUUCACCCGCUCCCAAGAAUACUGUUCCAGGAAUCCUGGCAAAAGGCAUGUUCAACGGCGAAGAAGUAAACCUACUCCCAUACUUCGAUGGCACGUUGGUUUCCACCAACGGCGGCGGCAAAGCCGUGUCCGUAAACUUCCUCGACGACGGCGGCGCAGAGCCAUUGAAGAAAAACAUGCCCGCGAACAGCAUGGACUCGAAACAAUAUAAACUCCUAACCCACCUCUACCAAUUCUUCUCCGCCCUUCUCAAAUGCAGCACCUACGGCACCACCCCCGCCAACCCCUCCUACAGCGGCCGCGACAUGGCCUCUUCGCACGCCUUCAUGGCCCUCGACCCAUCCGAAGUAGGCUACUUCAUAACCCAAGUCGGGCUCUCGGCCGCCUCCUUCGGCGUCGCGCAAGAAGACGUCACAGCCGUCGGCGAAGCCCUCAACAAGCUGUUCGGGUACAAGUGCAGCCCGCCUGCGGUCGUGAUCCCCGAGAAGGGAGAGACUCUGAACAGUAUCUGCCAGAACGAGAAGUGCCCCUUGGAUGCCAUGGCCAAGUGCGAGGCGUAUCCUAACAAUGGGACUGUCGCUGAGCCGAUGAUGGUUGGAGAGAAUGGGUCGAUGAAUGGGACGAAUGCGACCGGCACGGGAUCGCCGAUGCCGCCUAUGCAGACGACUUCGUUGGCUGCGAGCGGGAGGGUUUGGGAUGAUGUUUUGGUGGUUCUAGGGGCUGUUGUGUUUGCUGUUGCGCUCUGA
Periconia digitata is the source of this 954-nucleotide messenger RNA. The record is from the annotation of a GenBank genome assembly. Lineage: Eukaryota; Fungi; Ascomycota; Dothideomycetes; Pleosporales; Periconiaceae.